This is a messenger RNA of Spodoptera litura, 3931 nucleotides long. It is a transcript of the gene cd, whose product is annotated as peroxidasin homolog cardinal. The record is from RefSeq and is a predicted model, not a curated record. Gene Ontology annotation, molecular function: heme binding; peroxidase activity. Lineage: Eukaryota; Metazoa; Arthropoda; Insecta; Lepidoptera; Noctuidae. Gene Ontology annotation, biological process: response to oxidative stress.
UAGACCACGUCGAUAGCUUUAAUUAACAUCAGCUGGGUUUUGUAAAGGCUCUUCAUUACUUAGUGAUAGGCAAUGCUGUUGGCUGCGCGUUGACUGCCGGUGCACGCGGUUAUUUAAAAAGUAAAUAAAUAUAGUCUAUUCCAUUUUAACUGCUCUUUUUUUGUUUUAAAAAGUGAAUGAAUGAAUGGAUUGUUAAAAAUAUAAUGCAGUGAAGUUGUGACGCAAAAUUGGUUUUGUUUAAGAAAACGGAGAAGUUAAAAAAGUUAUGAUGCAGGCGUCUUCGAGCAGCGAGCGCACCCCGCUGGUGCAGCCGACGUAUGUCUUCGAGUCCAGCCUCGCACGCCGCUACCAGAAGAGGCUGCAUCACAUGCAAUGUGUGAUGUGUGUUUUUAUCAUCGCAAUAUUAAUGGUGGCUCUACUGGUGACCAUUUCAUACAAUUUGAGCCAGGAUAUGGAUGAUGAUAUCACCACGGAACCUAGUGAACCUGCACUUCCUAUACCUGGGGGCAACCUGACGCUGCUGAAAAUGUCUCCAGGAAUGGCAUCAUCUGGUAAUCCUGGUAACCUCACUCUUGUCAACGGCACACUGAUGGCAAUGCCACCUGCCUUACAGCCUCUACUAGAUUUGAAGUGGCCUUUAAAAGGACAACCACCAGCAGCAUGGGCAAGCACUACUCCAAGCAAGGCUCAAAUAGCAUCAGCUCUUUUAGAAGGAAAGGCAGCUUUGAAGGAGAAGACGAAGGCGGAAUGGCUGCGUCGGCCUCUGGACAUGGACACACCAGCUAAUAGAGCUCAAAGAGCGGCAGCCACUUCAGCUGAUGUCAAGCCAUUAGCUGACUCUGCUUAUGCUGCAGAAAUAGCCACUAAAGCUCUUAUGAAUGGCACAGACAUUUCCCUGCGCCCUGGUGGAGCGGGAGAAGGUCCUCCUCUAAACGGAUCAUUCCCAGAGCCGCCCUACUGCAGCACCACGCCCAUACCCUGUACUCUAUCCAGGUACAGAACCACAGAUGGCACGUGCAACAACCUAGAGAAUCCAUUGCGUUGGGGAGUCUCUAAGACUCCCUUCCGACGAGUGCUACCUGCAGACUAUGGUGAUGGUGUAAGCUCCCCUCGCCAAGGAGUGGACGGAGCAGCCCUGCCGAGCGCUAGGGACGUGAGUGUGACGGUGCACAGACCGAGCUAUGCGCACGACUCCGCCUUCACAGUCAUGUUGGCCGUCUGGGGACAGUUCGUGGACCAUGAUAUCACUGCCACUGCUCUUAGCAAAGGUCAAAACGGCACAGCUCUAUCUUGCUGCGACCCGACACAGACUCCUCACCCGGAGUGUUUCCCAGUACAACUGGAUGUAGACGAUCCCUUCUACCAGGACUAUAACAUCACCUGCAUGGAGUUCGUGAGGUCUGCACCAGCUCCCACUUGCCAUUUCGGUCCCAGAGAGCAGUUGAACCAGGCUACAGCAUUCAUAGACGCGUCCACAGUGUACGGGUUCGCAGAGGCCCGUAGUGCGUCAUUACGGUCCUUCGUUGGAGGACAACUGCGGAUGCUGAAGAUAGGAGCCACCCAACUACUGCCGCCCUCUACCGACCCUAACGACAGCUGCAACACUGCUGAGAUGAACGCUAAGGGACGAUACUGCUUUGAAUCAGGAGAUGACCGAGCAAACGAGAACCUCCACCUGACAACGAUGCAUCUAAUCUGGGCGCGACAACACAACCGAGUGGCCGCCGCGCUGCGCAAGUACAACCCGCUGUGGGACGACGACACCGUGUACCAGGAGGCCAGGAAGAUACUUGGGGCACAGAUGCAACAUAUCACCUAUUCUGAGUUCCUGCCUAGCAUACUUGGAUCGGACGUAAUGUGGGCCCUGAACAUGACAGUGGAGGAGGAGGGCUACUCCGACGUGUACGACCCGACCGUGGACCCUUCCAUCGCCAACCACUUCGCUUCUUGUGUCUUCAGAUUCGCACACACAUUGCUACCGGGUCUGAUCCACAACACAGACAAGAGUACGGGCACGAUCCAGUACACGCACCUGCACCAGAUGUUGUUCAACCCGUACACGUUGUACACCAAGAAGGGUCCCAUAGACGCCGUCACCUCCGCCAUGGCCACCCUCGUACACGCUGUGGACCCACAUGUUACUACUGAGCUAAGCAACCAUUUGUUCGAGAAACCAGUGAUCGCCAAUACAUCAGAUGCUGAUGACAAGAAGCCGGGUCCAUGUGGGUUGGACUUAGUCUCCCUGAACAUCCAGCGCGGCAGGGACCAUGGUCUACCUGCCUACCCUCAGUGGAGGGAGCACUGCGGACUGUCCAGGCCGAAGAACUUCACCGACUUACAAGCUAUAUUCGACGAGUCCUCGCUCAGUAGGAUUUGCAAGAUUUACAAUUCAGUAGACGAUAUCGACCUAUACACGGGUGCGUUAGCAGAGGACCCUAAGGGUCGUCUCCUAGGCCCCACCCUGACCUGCCUCAUCGCUGACCAGUUCUACAGGAUCAAGGUCGGCGACCGGUUCUGGUACGAAUCUUCCGAUCCCACCCUUGCAUUUACUUUGGAACAACUAGCAGAAAUCCGCAAGACCACCUUAGCUGGAGUCAUUUGCGCGAACGAAGACCUUUUGGACCAGGCCCAGCCUCGAGUGAUGGAGGCCGUCAGUGCCACCAACCCACUGGUGGACUGCAAGGAGUUGCCACAACCUAAUCUAAAAGCAUGGGGCAAACCCAAGGCGUCAAAGACAACGAAGUCCUAAGAAGGGAGUGAGGUAAUACAGUGAUAGCUAGUCCGACACGAGGUGGAUGUUUGAACCUAAACCAGUCUGAUAAUUGUAUCCAAGCCUAUGUAUAAUAGUAAUUUUAACAAUUUGAUUUAGUUUUUAUAUUUGACAGAUUUUAAAUAUACAUAUAUAUAUAAAUACCGAACUUCACGCCUGUUUGUCUAUUUAUUUGAUAAAUAAAUGAAAAAACUUUGCAUCAUGUUGUAUAGCCGUUUCAAUUUGAAAUAACAAUUAUUUUAUUUGGGCGUUGGUCCCAAAAUAUGGCCCUGAAGAACUCCUUGGACUUAGAUGUAAAAGUAAUAAAAAUGCAUAUAAUUUUACCCGAUUUUGUAAUAAAUAAAUAUGGAACAAUGAAGUUGUAGGAAUUGCUUUACAACAUUUUGUGAAUUUUUGAACAGAUUUAGGACUUUAAGCUAUAAAUAAAUCUGUGUUGUGGGUAGAAGUCCCACACGGAACAAAAACUAGUACACAAGUACAUCUGUUCCGGGUCUAUAUUAUGUUUAUCUAUGUAAUAACCAUUUAAUACUGUAGAAAUAUGUUAGUAAACGCACUCACGAACGAAAGAGAAAAAGUUAGAUUAGGUUCAAAGAUGCAGCUUAAAAUAUAAGUGUACAUAAAAACGCAGUUGUAGAUAACUUUAUGUUAUACAAUAUACAAUGUGUCUCUAUACAUGAAAUUGUUUAAGAUAUUGAGUUACCGAUAUCAAAUUCCAAUUACUUAUAGAAAGUUUUAUAGUAAAAUUCACGUCAAUGUCGGAAUAAAAAAUGCCUCAAUUUGUUAAUAAAUAAAUUAUUGUUAUACAAUUUAAAUAUUGCUGAAUCAAAUACUCACAUAAAAUACUCAUACGCUCAUUUAGUUCCACAUAAUGUAGAUAUUAUAGCUUUUUAGUACCUUAAUAGAAACAUUGAUUAAUUGAUUACUAAUCAUAUACUUGAUUGUAGACAAUAUGUAUGUAUCGUCAUUACAAGGCAGUAUGUUUGUGUUACCUGUUUUGUAAAGUUAUUGGCAGUGCUAUAAAUAAUAAUUAAUUGUUACGAUACCAUUAGAAUAUUAAUAAAAUAAUUAAAUCUGUUUUACACGACAUUGCUGAAAUGAAAUGCUUCAAUGUGUUUAUUGAUAUGAAGUAAAUUGGUUAAGAAACAAAUUGUUUUUUAUUUA